CGCGCGGGAGCGGGAGCGGCCCGGGGAGCCCGAGCGCGCCAUGGAGGCAGCGGCGGGUGGCCGCGGCGGCUUCCAGCCGCACCCGGGUCUGCAGAAGACGCUGGAGCAGUUCCACCUGAGCUCCAUGAGCUCGCUUGGCGGCCCGGCCGCCUUCUCGGCGCGCUGGGCGCAGGAGGCCUACAAGAAGGAGAGCGCCAAGGAGGCGGGCGCGGCCGCGGUGCCUGCGCCGGUGCCCGCGGCCGCCGAGCCGCCGCCCGUGCUGCACCUGCCCACCAUCCAGCCGCCGCCUCCCGUGCUGCCCGGGCCCUUCUUCAUGCCGUCCGACCGCUCCACCGAGCGCUGCGAGACCGUGCUGGAGGGCGAGACCAUCUCGUGUUUCGUGGUGGGCGGCGAGAAGCGCCUUUGCCUGCCGCAGAUCCUCAACUCCGUGCUGCGCGACUUCUCGCUGCAGCAGAUCAACUCGGUGUGCGACGAGCUGCACAUCUACUGCUCGCGCUGCACGGCCGACCAGCUGGAGAUCCUCAAAGUCAUGGGCAUCCUGCCCUUCUCCGCGCCCUCGUGCGGGCUCAUCACCAAGACGGACGCCGAGCGCCUGUGCAACGCGCUGCUCUACGGCGGCGCCUAUCCGCCGCCCUGCAAGAAGGAGCUGGCGGCCAGCCUGGCGCUGGGCCUGGAGCUCAGCGAGCGCAGCGUCCGAGUGUACCACGAGUGCUUCGGCAAGUGCAAGGGGCUGCUGGUGCCCGAGCUCUACAGCAGCCCCAGCGCGGCCUGCAUCCAGUGCCUCGACUGCCGCCUCAUGUACCCUCCGCACAAGUUCGUGGUUCACUCGCACAAGGCCCUGGAGAACCGGACCUGCCACUGGGGCUUCGACUCCGCCAACUGGCGGGCCUACAUCCUGCUGAGCCAGGACUACACGGGCAAGGAGGAGCAGGCGCGCCUGGGUCGCUGCCUGGACGACGUAAAGGAGAAGUUUGACUAUGGCAACAAGUACAAGCGGCGGGUGCCUCGGGUGUCCUCCGAGCCCCCGGCUUCCAUAAGACCCAAAACAGACGCCACCUCCUCCCAGUGCCCUGCGUCGUCUGAGAAGGACAAGCAGUCUAAUUGGCUGCGGACCUUGGCUGGUUCCUCCAAUAAGAGCCUGGGCUGCGUCCACCCUCGCCAGCGCCUCUCUGCUUUCCGGCCCUGGUCCCCUGCGGUCUCAGCAAGCGAGAAAGAGCUCUCCCCGCACCUCCCGGCCCUGAUCCGAGACAGCUUUUACUCCUACAAGAGCUUCGAGACGGCCGUGGCCCCCAACGUGGCCCUCGCGCCACCAGCCCAGCAGAAGGUGGUGAGCCCACCGUGCACCACUGUCGUCUCCCGGGCCCCUGAGCCUCUCGCCACCUGCAUCCAGCCGCGGAAGCGGAAGCUGACCGCUGACACCCCGGGAGCCCCAGAGCCACUGGCCCCCGUAGCUGCCCCCGAAGAGGACAAGGACUCGGAGGCCGAGGUCGAAGUCGAGAGCAGAGAGGAGUUCACUUCCUCCUUGUCCUCGCUGUCCUCGCCGUCCUUCGCCUCGUCCAGCUCUGCCAAGGACCUGAGCUCCCCAGGAGUGCACGCCCCGCCCGCAGCCGCCCCCGAUGCUGCGGCCCACGGGGACGCCCCGGGCGGGCUGGAGGCUGAGCUGGAACACCUCCGGCAGGCCCUGGAGGGCGGCCUGGACACACGGGAAGCCAAGGAGAAGUUCCUGCACGAGGUGGUGAAGAUGCGCGUGAAGCAGGAGGAGAAGCUGAGCGCGGCCCUGCAGGCCAAGCGCAGCCUGCACCAGGAGCUGGAGUUCCUGCGUGUGGCCAAGAAGGAGAAGCUGCGGGAGGCCACCGAGGCCAAGCGCAGCCUGCGGAAGGAGAUCGAGCGCCUGCGUGCUGAGAACGAGAAGAAGAUGAAGGAGGCCAACGAGUCCCGCGUGCGCCUGAAGCGGGAGCUGGAGCAGGCGCGGCAGGUGCGGGUGUGCGACAAGGGCUGCGAGGCCGGCCGCCUGCGCGCCAAGUACUCGGCUCAGAUCGAGGACCUGCAGCUGAAGCUGCAGCACGCGGAGGCGGACCGCGAGCAGCUGCGGGCAGACCUGCUGCGCGAGCGCGAGGCGCGGGAGCACCUGGAGAAGGUGGUGAAGGAGCUGCAGGAGCAGCUGUGGCCUCGGCCCCGCCCCGAGGACGCGGGCGGCGAGGGCACUGCCGAGCCGGAGCCCUAGCCGAGGCCGCCCGUGCCAGGUGCCCACAUGGCUUGGGCGCGGCGGCCCGGCAGGGGUGCGGGCGCGCUCUGCCUCACAGCACAACGUCUCUACCGUGCCUACUGCCAAGUGAGUGUUGCAACCACAUACUUUUGGAGUCCACUGCAAAGUUUUCUACUGGCCACGUUCAGGUGAGCAGGCCGCCUCCAGCCGCAGCUGGGCGAGCCGGCUGGGCGGCUCAGCAGGCCUCGCUCGCCAGGACGUUCUAACAUUCACACUUUUGUUAUAAGCUAUUUAAAGCCAACAAGGAGACUUGACGUUCAGAAAGCCAACACGUUUUUUAACGACUGACCGCGGAGCACACCGUCGCCACGUGAGGCCCACGUGGCAGGUGGCCUGCGCCGCCCGGAAGCCAUCACUGCUCGUCUGCGCCCGCGGCCGUGGGGACGGCAAGGGUUUUUCUUCAGAGUCUAUUUUUUCAGCAACAAGGACCCGGGUCUUCCUGCUGCCGCCAGGAGGAGCAGGGAGAACCCGCGUGCGAGACGAGCCCAGCACUGCCCGCCUUACGCCGCUGCCUGCGGCCACGCCGCUGCGCCAGGCCCCAGGAAGCAGAGCCGCGCGGUCGAGGGACACGGCCGGCCCUGGGCUCCGCCCGCGGCUCCACCACCGCCGCCAUCGCGAGGUGCUGGCCCGCGUCGGGCAUGGCGCGGCGGGCGGGUGCACCCUCGGCCCAGGAGCACAUGCUCGGCCCAGCAGCCCCUUCCAGCAGGCCACGGCGCCCCCGUUUGGGACUGAGGCUGCAGCAUUGGAACAAAACACAGCAUUAUAUCACUUUUUUUAUUUGUUCAUUUAAAGGUAUAUUUAGAACUGCACUUUGUCAGAGACCUGCCCUCUCUUUCUACUCCUGGUUAACUAAGGUUUUUACCGAUUUCUAGAGCAGUCAAACCCUAAGUGCUGAGUGCUUGGAAUCCCCUCUGGUGCUUGGUUGAACAAGGGAAUCACAAGAAACGAAACGCAGAAGCUGAACUUGGGGGUCGCUCUGUGCCUUCCAGCGUCCUGUACAGCCAACCCCGACUCGUCUUCUCACCCCCAAAGCAUCGUCUUCAGCAGCGACUGAAUCCGCCACUGUCAGGAUAGGUUCCUUGCAUUUAUUCCAAAUGAUCUCGUUUACCCUCCGCUGUUAUGCAGUUGUAUACGGUCUCCGUGCCCAAGCUUGAAAGAGGAGUGUCUAGCAGACAGAAGCGGCCCCCUCUGAAGCUGUGGUAUUCAUCACGUGGGAGAUGGCAGGAGCCCGUGCUCGAGUCCCGGUGCCGGGGCCCUGCGUGUGAGGGAGGCAGGGACCGUGUGUGCAGGUGCCAACGGCCGCGACACCGCCUGCCGCCGGCAGCGAUCAGCAAAGACCAGAGACUGCUAAACCCUGACGCCCGGGUGACAAAAUUGCCUGUGGGGUGUUGCCCUGGGUUUACUGAGGGGGCUCGGUGGCUGCCGGCCCCCCUUCUGAAGUGCAAUGCAAAAGGGACAUCACGUACGGGCAGCAUUUGUUUGGGGUUUUCUUUUGCUUUGCUUUUCCUUUUGCAGUUACGAGACCUGUAUGCAUGGGGUGCCGCGCCCUGCCGUAGGUAGACCCGUCCAUGGGCAUUAUUACCGUGUCUUGUAAAGGGUCCGUUUUGUUACGCAGCACGCAGAACGCUGUUUUCAGCCAUGUUUUUCCAGAAUUGUGUUUUUUCAGCCAUUUCUUGAAGGGAAACUAAAGGAUUCAGUUGGAGCAAAGCUUUAAGUGUGUGGCGUGCUUGUGUGUGGCUCUUGCCAGGUCUGCGGGUCACAGUGAGGCAGGCCUGCCGAGCCUUGGGCUGCAGAGGGACACGUUGCUCUCAGCCCUUCGGGGCAGAGCCUCCUGGCCCUGGUUGGUCACCAUGGUACUCAGGCCCUCGCCACGUGGUGGAGACUCCCCGCAUGCCUGCUGGCCCUGGGAAGGCCCUGUUGUCUCAAGCUCUGUCCCACCUGGGCCCGUGCCUGCCACCACCUCCCGCCAGAGCCAGUGAGAGGAGGACAAGGCGGGCUCCUUCACCAGCAGCUUGCGCUCGCCCUCCCGGGCAGCUCGGCCGCCACCGCCUGGUUCCCCGUCCCUGCCCCGGGCCAGGUGGCGGGGUGCUGGUGGUCCCUGCCGCUUCCCUCCAGGGGCAGCCCUGGCCCUGCUGCAGGCCGCUGGACCAGGCGUCCCGGCCCCGGCCCGCCCCCCUGCCAGUGAGGUACAAGCCAGUUCUUUCCAUCAGAGGGAGAAGAGGUAUCUUGCAUGGCUGUUGACUCUCCCCGUGUGUAGCCCGUUGUCUGGGUGACUGUCCGGCUUCAUCGCUCGUUGUUUCCAUGCGAAAGAAGAUUCUUAACGAAGGGAAAAACAACAGCAAUAACAUCCGUGUCUGGAGCAGCUAACCCGUCCCGAGCCCUGCUUUCCUACAGACUAGCCGCUGUAGUGCAGCCGACGUGUACAGACUGUCUCGUUUUACACCCUUGUAUUAUACCUGUAUAUGGUGGUUCCUUUUCCAGAAACUUUUCUUACCUGUUGUCUUAUUUUCUGGGUUGUUUUUAACUGAGGAAAAAAAUGCUCAUCUGCUAGAGGGGACGGAGCAGCCCCUGGGCUGUGCUUCCGGCCGGCCCUCCUGACCCCUAGGACCCAGGUCUGGGGGACCCUUGCCACCCGCCCUCACC
Molecule: messenger RNA, 4909 nt
Organism: Sciurus carolinensis (gray squirrel)
Lineage: Eukaryota; Metazoa; Chordata; Mammalia; Rodentia; Sciuridae
Gene: Ski
Product: SKI proto-oncogene
Exons: 7
Coding region: 41-2224 (727 amino acids)
Biological process (GO): negative regulation of BMP signaling pathway
Cellular component (GO): nucleus
Molecular function (GO): RNA polymerase II cis-regulatory region sequence-specific DNA binding; DNA-binding transcription factor activity, RNA polymerase II-specific; SMAD binding
Source: RefSeq, a predicted model, not a curated record